UACAAGGGCUUGGACAUCAUCACAAACAAGGUGUCUCCUCAGCAGCAGCGUCUGUGCAGGCACCACAUGAUCAGCUUUGUGGAUCCCCUUGUCUCUAACUACACGGUGGUAGAUUUCAGAGACAAAGCUGUGCCUCUGAUUGAAGAUAUCUUUGCCCGAGACAAGAUCCCGAUUGUUGUGGGAGGAACCAACUACUACAUCGAGUCCCUGCUCUGGAAGGUCCUCAUCAACACCAAGGAGAGGGCCAGCACAGCCCCGGGGCCGGCCAGCGACAGGAAGGUGGAGCUGGAGCAGCUGGAUGGUGGUGAGCUCUAUCACCGCCUGAGCCGGGUGGACCCCGAGAUGGCAGCCAAGCUGCACCCCCACGACAAGCGCAAAGUAGCCAGGAGCCUCCAAGUGUUUGAAGAGACGGGGAUCCCCCAUAGUGAAAUCUUGCACCAGCAGCAGGAGGAGGAAGGGGGGGGGCCCUUAGGUGGGCCCCUGAAAUACCCACAUUCCUGCAUCUUGUGGCUCCAUGCAGACCAGGCAGGUGAGAGUGGGCUCCUGGCUGAGUAAGGUGAUGCAGCUCGCCGUUACCACCAGCAGAAGGGGGCUGAGAACCGGCAGGAUUACCAGCAUGGCAUCUUCCAGUCCAUUGGCUUCAAGGAGUUCCAUGAGUACCUCAUCAGUGAAGGGAAUUGCUCACCUGAGACCAGUGCCCUUCUGCUGCAAAAAGGGAUCCAGGCCCUGAAGCAGGUGACCAAGAAAUACGCCCGGAGGCAAAACAAAUGGGUCCGGAACCGCUUCCUGAAACGUCCCGGCCCCAAUGUGCCCCCAGUGUAUGGCUUGGAGGUGUCUGAUCUCCUGCGGUGGGAAGAGAAUGUGCUGAAACCUGCUCUGGAGAUUGUGGAGAGCUUCAUCCAGGGCCGGGAGCCCCCGGCAGAGCCUGUGAAGAUGGAGCACGAUGUAAAGGAGAACAAGCGGAGUCACCACAUGUGUGAGCUCUGCGACAGACUCAUCAUCGGGGACAGGGAGUGGGCAGCUCACACACGAUCCAAAUCCCACCUGCACCAUCUGAAGAGGAGAAGGAAGCUGGAGGCUGCCGGCCAUGCUGCAGAGGCUGAGGGGGACAGUGCGGGUGCAGCCACCUCAGAUGAGGAGAGCAGCCAACCUUUGCCACAGGGCUCCAACCUGCCUCUGGAGGGGUGA
Messenger RNA from Nestor notabilis (Kea), 1188 nucleotides. RefSeq names its product tRNA isopentenyltransferase 1 (gene TRIT1). The record is from RefSeq and is a predicted model, not a curated record. Gene Ontology annotation, cellular component: mitochondrion. Lineage: Eukaryota; Metazoa; Chordata; Aves; Psittaciformes; Psittacidae. The transcript has 10 exons. Gene Ontology annotation, biological process: tRNA modification. Gene Ontology annotation, molecular function: tRNA dimethylallyltransferase activity.